Synchiropus splendidus (mandarinfish) is the source of this 1552-nucleotide messenger RNA. RefSeq names its product kelch domain-containing protein 1-like. Gene Ontology annotation, molecular function: protein binding. The transcript has 14 exons. Lineage: Eukaryota; Metazoa; Chordata; Actinopteri; Syngnathiformes; Callionymidae. Bases 132 to 1316 code for a protein of 394 amino acids. The record is from RefSeq and is a predicted model, not a curated record.
CGACUUUAUUUUGAAAGGUGAGAGCACCGGAUGUGACAUAAGGAACGAGUAGACAAACACAAAUGUGACUGCUACAAUUAUGAGACUCAAACAGACGCUUCGCUGAUAUUUCCCAUCUGAACACAGCUGUCAUGGAGGUGGAGUUCGAGAGGAACCGCUCGGAGCUGGUGGCCAGAGAGAGGAGCGGCCACUCGGCCGUGGUGGAGGACCACCUGCUCUAUGUGUGGGGAGGAUACAUGUCUGUUGCCGGUGAAGAAGUUUUCCUUCCUAAUGACGAAAUCUGGGUGUAUGACUUAGAACAAGGUUCUUGGGAAAUGUUCCAGAUGAAAGGGGAGGUCCCGCCGUCCAUGUCUGGGACCUGCUGCUGCUCCUUGGAUGGUCACAUCUACAUAUUCGGAGGGUGUGAUGACCGGAGUCAGUCCAAUCAGAUCUACUGUGCCAACCUGACAGACGGUACUUACCUCUGGAGAAGGAUCGUGCCUGGCUCGGGCUCCGCCCCCUCGCCCCGAGACAAACUGUCCUGCUGGGUCUAUAACGGAAGGAUCAUCUACUUUGGAGGAUACGGCUACAAAGAGCUGACGGACAUUGACAGUAGAAACCGAAGCUUCAUCGUGGACGAGGCUUCGUGGGUGACAGAUGUGUUUUGGGGUUGGAACAAUGAGGUUCAUAUUUUCGACCCCCAACAAGGCAGCUGGAGCGAAGCACAAACCCGCGGCAGAGCUCCAGCCCCCAGGGCCGCCCACUCCAGCGCCACUCUGGGCUGUCGAGGCUACGUCUUCGGCGGCAGGGUCAUGGAGACCAGGACCAACGAUAUUCACUGCCUUGACUUGGAAACAUGGACCUGGUCAGAAAUAACUCCAGUGACGACAUCACCUGUUGGCAGGUCGUGGCAUUCACUGACUGCAGUUCUGGACGACAGCUUGUUCCUGUUCGGAGGACUCAGCAUGGACUGCAAACCUAUGAGUGAUGGUUGGUUAUUCAACGUUGAGACAAAGACGUGGAGAGAAGUGAAGCAUCCCUAUGGCAACAAGCCACGGUUGUGGCACACGGCGUGUCCUGGCAAAGACUCUGAUGUCAUUGUUUUUGGAGGAAGCUGCGAUUACAUCCUCCUGACAGACAAGGGUCACUGCAACGACGCACUGGUUUUCCAGAUGCAGCCGUACCCACUUUUCAGAAUUUGUGAGGAUUUUAUCGCAAAGAAUGUGGAGACCUGUGAGCUGCUCCGGACUCAGCUUCCUCAUCUCCCGUCCAAACUGCUGAAGUCGCUGCUCAAGCGAGUGUCUUUCUACCGGCCCUUUAAGAAGCAGGGCGUGUAGCUGGCACUCGGAUGCCACCUCUCCUGUUAACCUCUCACUUAUGUGUCCAAAGGUGCUGCGCGAAGAUGAGCCAUUUAUUUUAUUGUCUUAAAGAGGAAAUGUUUAUUUUAGAAUGUCAGCUGAGACAAGCGUAACCCUCUGUGUGCACCUACUUUUUAUCCCCAGUCUAUGCUGUAUUUCAUUGACUCAACAGUGCCUCCUGUGUUUUUGUGACUGUGUCAUAAAACGUUUUAAAA